AUGGGAGGAAAUCACACGCAGACUAAAUUCAUCCUGUUGGGAAUCACAGACAGCCCCCGUGCGCAGACCCCUCUUUUUGUCUUGUUUCUGUUGAUUUACAUUGUCACUCUGGUGGGGAACGUUGGCAUUAUCACAUUGGUUCGGGUGUCUCCCAGCCUCCACACCCCCAUGUACUUCUUCCUCACCCAUUUUGCCUUCACUGACAUCUGCUAUUCCACAGUCAUCUCCCCCAGGAUGCUGGCAGACCUCUUAUCAGAGGACAAAACCAUUUCUUUCACUGCCUGCAUGAUGCAGUUCUUCACCUUUGCUUUCUUUGCUACUGUUGAGUGUCACCUGCUGGCCAUGAUGGCCUACGACCGGCACGUUGCCAUCUGCCAGCCCCUGCUCUAUGUGACCAUCAUCUCCAGCCGUGUCUGCUGGCAGCUGGUAGCAUCAUCCUACCUAUUCGCCUUCCUCAGUGUCAUCAUCUGCACAUGGAGUGUGUUUGGAGGCUCCUUCUGUGGUCCCAACCACAUUGACCACUUCUUCUGUGAUAAAGUUCCUGUUCUAAAGCUCAUGUGCUCUGACACCCACAGCAGUGAGACUCUGCUGAAGAGAAAUCACACGCAGACUAAAUUCAUCCUGUUGGGAAUCACAGAGAGCCCCCGUGCGCAGACCCCUCUUUUUGUCUUGUUUCUAUUGAUUUACAUUGUCACUCUGAUGGGGAACGUUGGCAUUAUCACAUUGGUUCGGGUGUCUCCCAGCCUCCACACCCCCAUGUACUUCUUCCUCACCCAUUUUGCCUUCAUUGACAUCUGCUAUUCCACAGUCAUCUCCCCCAGGAUGCUGGCAGACCUCUUAUCAGAGGACAAAACCAUUUCUUUCACUGCCUGCAUGAUGCAGUUCUUCACCUUUGCUUUCUUUGCUACUGUUGAGUGUCACCUACUGGCCAUGAUGGCCUACGACCGGCACGUUGCCAUCUCCCAGCCCCUGCUCUAUGUGACCAUCAUCUCCAGCCGUGUCUGCUGGCAGCUGGUAGCAUCAUCCUACCUAUUCGCCUUCCUCAGUGCCAUCAUCUAUACAUGGUGUGUGUUUGGAGGUUCCUUCUGUGGUCCCAACCACAUUGACCACUUCUUCUGUGAUGUAUCCCCUGUGCUGCAGCUCGUGUGCUCUGACACCCACAGCAGUGAGAUGAUCAUCUUUGCCUUUGUCACCAUCAAUGUGGUGAGUGCAGUUGUUGUCAUUUUGCUCUCCUACAUCUCUAUCAUUCACACAGUGCUGAGGAUGUGCUCAGCACAGAGCAGGGCCAGAGCCUUCCACACCUGUGCCUCCCAUUUGAUGGCUGUGUCCUUGUUCUUCGGGACGGCAUUCUUCAUGUACCUACAACCCUCUUCUAGCCACAGGAGCCUGGAUAAGGUGGUCUCCAUCAUCUACACCGUGGUCACCCCCAUGCUCAACCCAUUCAUCUACAGCCUGAGGAACAAGGAGGUGAAGGGGGCUCUGAUCAACUGUGGGAGGAGAUUAUUCAACCAAAGGCAACAGAGACGAGUUCUGUCAUCCAGGACAUGA
Molecule: messenger RNA, 1548 nt
Organism: Melopsittacus undulatus (budgerigar)
Lineage: Eukaryota; Metazoa; Chordata; Aves; Psittaciformes; Psittaculidae
Product: olfactory receptor 1020-like
Exons: 3
Coding region: 1-1548 (515 amino acids)
Biological process (GO): G protein-coupled receptor signaling pathway; sensory perception of smell
Cellular component (GO): membrane
Molecular function (GO): G protein-coupled receptor activity; olfactory receptor activity; odorant binding
Source: RefSeq, a predicted model, not a curated record